UUCCAUCCAAGCAUCAAAAUUGACUAAUAAAAAUUUAAAUUUGAAUUCACCGGUGCCACUUAUUAAUGAACGAACAUCUGAUAGUAUUAGUAUUAAUAAUAAACAAUCAUCAAAUAGUGUUAUUGACAUAUCUGAAUCUUUUUCACCAAUUCCAAUACCAGAAUCUG
Dentiscutata erythropus is the source of this 167-nucleotide messenger RNA. The record is from the annotation of a GenBank genome assembly. NCBI's taxonomy places the organism in Eukaryota, Fungi, Glomeromycota, Glomeromycetes, Diversisporales, Gigasporaceae.